AUGGGUCAUGUGCGAGAAGAGCUUCCAGGCUCUGCAGUUCUGAGUCAUACACUUCAUGGUUAUCUUUUUGCCUCCACAGAAAUAGAAAAGUUUCAAAAAGGAGAAGGAAAGGAUGAAGAAAAGUACAUUGAUGUGGUGAUUAAUAAGAACAUGAAGCUGGGACAGAAAGUGUUAAUUCCUGUAAAACAGUUCCCUAAGUUCAACUUUGUGGGGAAGCUUUUGGGUCCACGUGGCAAUUCUCUGAAGCGUUUGCAAGAAGAAACCUUGACAAAAAUGUCCAUCCUUGGAAAAGGUUCCAUGAGAGACAAGGCAAAGGAAGAAGAGUUAAGGAAAAGUGGAGAAGCAAAAUACUUUCACCUCAAUGAUGAUCUCCAUGUUCUCAUUGAAGUGUUUGCCCCGCCAGCAGAAGCUUAUGCCCGGAUGGGACAUGCUUUGGAAGAAAUCAAAAAGUUUCUCAUCCCUGACUAUAAUGAUGAAAUCAGGCAAGCCCAGCUCCAGGAAUUAACAUAUUUGAAUGGUGGUUCAGAAAGUGCAGAUGUCCCAGUGGUUCGAGGGAAACCCACCUUGCGUACAAGAGGUGUACCAACCCCAGCAAUAACGAGGGGAAGGGGAGGAGUCACAGCCCGGCCAGUUGCAGUUGGUGUACCACGAGGGACGCCAACUCCCAGGGGAGUCCUUUCCACCCGAGGGCCAGUGAGUCGGGGAAGAGGACUACUCACUCCCAGAGCAAGAGGAGUCCCCCCAACUGGGUACAGACCUCCACCACCACCCCCAUCACAGGAGACCUAUGGAGAAUAUGACUAUGAUGAUGGAUAUGGCACUGCUUAUGAUGAACAGAGUUAUGAUUCCUAUGAUAACAGCUAUAGCACCCCAGCCCAAAGUGGUGCUGAUUACUAUGAUUACGGACAUGGACUCAGUGAGGAGACUUAUGAUUCCUACGGUCAAGAGGAGUGGACUAACUCAAGACACAAGGCACCUUCAGCGAGGACAGCAAAGGGCGUCUACAGAGACCAGCCAUAUGGCAGAUACUGAUUGUACUGUCUGAUGUUGUGAAUAGCCAAUCUCCACCAGUCCUGUAUACUGUUCAAAGUAAUUUUUUUCUAUGAACAAUCCCUUUUUAAAUAAAUCAAAAUGCUUUAAAUCUGAAUGGAUGGAACUUAAAACUACUUUGUUGAAACAUCAACCUGGGCAGAAAAAAAAGACAUGUAAAAUUUUGUUAUUUCCAAUCUGUAUAUGAAAAAAUAGGUCAUCAAAAGGAAAAAAAAUAACUUUGAUUAACUAGUGUUAAACAAAAAAAUAGGUUUACUAAAUAUGUUAAUCUAUUCUUUUAACUCAAGCCUCACCUUUCAUUUUAAAGGUUUCCAUAGAAUUUAGUUAUUUUAUCUUUCAGCCAUAUGCUAGUUUUCUUUUUCCUCUUGCCAACAUGCGUAAAAAGGGAAGCCAAUUACAAGUGCAAAUAAUGUGGUAUUCUUUUGUAACUCAAGUCUUGAAAUGUUCUGUAGUGUUAAGCAAAAUCUUCUCUUGCUUGAUACUAAAUAAACUUUUGAAAGAAA
Molecule: messenger RNA, 1553 nt
Organism: Galeopterus variegatus (Sunda flying lemur)
Lineage: Eukaryota; Metazoa; Chordata; Mammalia; Dermoptera; Cynocephalidae
Gene: KHDRBS3
Product: KH domain containing, RNA binding, signal transduction associated 3
Exons: 9
Coding region: 1-1032 (343 amino acids)
Biological process (GO): regulation of alternative mRNA splicing, via spliceosome
Cellular component (GO): nucleus
Molecular function (GO): mRNA binding
Source: RefSeq, a predicted model, not a curated record